CAACUACCUCGACGAAUACCUAAGUAUGCUCCGAGGACCGGUCACGCGCGGGAUAGCCUCACGUGCGGUGGAUCUCAGCUGGCGCAGCCGACUCCAGAGCUCAGCCCCGCAUCAGCCAGAGGUGCAGCCUAGUCUCGCAACCUUUGUUAUUGUUCUCCCUUUCUUACUCCCCUAAUGACCCUCUUUAUCCUCUCAGACCCGGUCCGAUGAGAUGGCGGAAGCGCUAGCCGUAGUUGGUAUCGUCGCCAGCAUAGUGCAGCUCGUUGACUCCGGGUCGCGGGUUCUCAGCCGCCUUGAAGAAUAUCGUUCCAGCCUAGGCGACAUCCCUGAAUCGUUCCGACACGUUAAGACGGAGCUUCCUGUGCUGCUAGAUGCGCUUAAACAGAAAAAGGCCGAGAUCGAUGCUGGACAGAUAACCAACGACUCCAAAAAGGCCCUCGCCCCUGCGGUCGAAGCAUGUGGGAAGCAGAUCAAGGCCCUGAACGAUGUCAUUGCGAAAGCGCUGCCGAAGCCUGGGGACUCCUGGGCUAAGAGGAAGACGAAGGCGCUUGGAAGCCUUCGGUAUGACGCAAAGGUCGAAAAGAUAACGACGGUGAUCCGGGGCUACAUCCAGACGCUGACAUUCCACGCUGCCUCUUCAUCGAGGCCUUCUGCAUCGACACCCUUGGCAGGCCCACCCGUCCCGUCUUCCACAGUUCCGUUCCGACGCGACCCACACUUCGUAGACCGCGAUAUACUUGCAGAAAUAGGUCGCAAGAGCCAGCAGCCAGCAGCUAGAGUAGCUUUGGUUGGCCUUGGUGGAGUGGGAAAAUCACAGCUCGCCGUCGAGUACUCGUACCAGGUGCGAGAAAAGUCGCCCACUACCUGGGUCUUCUGGAUGCAUGCAGGUACCACGGCACGAUUUACAGAAGGCUAUCGGCAGAUCGCCGAACGAGCUAGAAUUGCUGGCCGGAAUCAACCGAAUGUUGACGUCUUGAAACUUGUCUAUGACUGGCUGUGCGAUGAGUCGAAUGGUCGCUGGGUGAUAAUCAUCGACAACGCAGAUGAUUUUGCUGUCUUCGCGCCUCGGCAAGACCAUUCUCAAGACACAACACCAGGGUUAUUGGACUUGCUACCACAGUCACCAAAUGGUGAUAUUCUCAUCACCUCACGAAGCCGAGACGUCGCUUUCCGGUUGACGGGGAACUUCGACGAUAUCAUCAAAGUCGAUCCGAUGGACCGAGUGCAUGCUCUGGCAUUACUCCGAACGAAGCUUGGGGGUACCUCUAAACAGGACGAUCCGGCAGAAGCACAACUAGUUGAGGCGCUUGACUUCAUGCCCCUUGCUAUCUCUCAAGCCGCCGCUUAUAUCCAGAGAGCGCCUCGAGUUACAGUGUCGAGGUAUUUACAGGAUCUCCACAAAGGGGAUCAAGAUAGAGCACGAUUGCUGCAGACGGAUGCCGGAGACACUCGCAGGGACGGCACAGCGUCAAACUCCAUCAUUGCUACUUGGCAGAUCUCUUUCGAACAUAUCCGUAAAGCGAAGCCCUCGGCGUCGCGGCUCUUAGCGCUCAUGAGUCUUUUCGAUCGGCAGGGAAUCCCGGAAUCCCUCGUUGAUGGCCAUUAUCAAGAGGACGGAGAUGCCUGCGCCGACUUUGAGGACGACCUCACCGAAUUGAUGAGUUUCUCCCUGGUCGCUAUAGGCAAGGAUGGUGACCAAUUUGAGAUGCAUCGACUCGUACAGUUCUCAACCAGGAAAUGGCUUGAGCUGCAGGGCGAGCUGGAAGGUUGGAAGAAAAAGUACGUAAUCCUUUUGGACAACUAUCUUCCUUAUGGCAAAUACGAGAACUGGGAGACCUGUCAAAAGCUAUAUCCACACGCUCAAGCAGCAGUAGCGUGUCGGCCAACCGAUGACAGCGCGCUAGUAACAUGGGCUUCCGUCCUUUUCAAAGCUUCGUGGUACGCAAGCGAAAUGGGGUACUACCAGGCCGCGCAGGAGAUGAUCCAAGACUCUUUGCAGGCAAGGCAGAUCGCUCUAGGAGUGGAGCACGAAGACACACUUGAUAAUCUCACCAUUCUCGGCAUAGUGUUCGAUAGAGAGGGUAGUUACGACCAGGCUGAAGCAAUACAUCGCCGAGCACUAGAAGGAUUUGAGAAGGUGUUUGGACCGGAACACCAAAGCACGCUUACGAGUCUUAAUAACCUUGGAGUAGUGUUAGAAAGGCAAGGAAGAUACAAAGAGGCGGAAGCGGUGCAUCGGCGCGCUUUGGAGGGACAUGAAAAUGUGCUUGGUCUAGAGCACGAAGACACGCUUCACAGUCUUAAUAACCUUGGAGUUGUGUUGAAGAAACAAGGAAAAUACGAAGAGGCGGAAGCGUUGCAUCGGCGCGCACUUGAGGGCCGUGAGAAAGUUCUUGGACCGGAACACAUAAGCACGCUUGAGAGCCUCAACAACCUGGGGCUAGUAUUGUUGGAGGAAGGCAAGUUUUCAGAGGCUGAAGUGAUGCUUCGACGAGCUCUAGAAGGAAGUGAGAAGAUCCCUGGGACGGAGCACCCUGACACACUUAUUACCGUUGGCAAUCUUGGGUUGCUUUACAAGAGACAGGGCAAGUAUAAAGAGGCGGAGGUGAUGGAGCGACGAGCGCUCGCCGGAAGAGAAAAGGUGCUGGGCAAGGAGCACCCAGAUACAUUGCUUAGCAUGAACAAUCUCGCGUGUACGUUGGAUGAAUUAGGGCAUAAUGAAGAGGCCGAGGUGAUGAAGCGACGAGUGCUAGCUGGAAAAGAAAAGGUGCUGGGGAAGGAGCACCCAGAUACCUUGACCAGCAUGAACAAUCUCGCGUGGAUAUUGAAGAAAUUAGGGCAUGAUGUGGAAGCCAUUUCGCUUAUGGAGAAUGCCUUUCGGGGACGGAAACGGAUCCUUGGUGUUGAACAUCAAUACACAAAAGACUCGUUUAAGGCGCUGAAUAUGUGGACGGAUGGAGUGUACCAUGAUUCAGACAUGGAAUAG
Molecule: messenger RNA, 2986 nt
Organism: Trematosphaeria pertusa
Lineage: Eukaryota; Fungi; Ascomycota; Dothideomycetes; Pleosporales; Trematosphaeriaceae
Product: TPR-like protein
Exons: 4
Coding region: 212-2986 (924 amino acids)
Cellular component (GO): kinesin complex
Molecular function (GO): protein binding
Source: RefSeq, a predicted model, not a curated record